This is a messenger RNA of Prorocentrum cordatum, 2172 nucleotides long. The record is from the annotation of a GenBank genome assembly. Lineage: Eukaryota; Dinophyceae; Prorocentrales; Prorocentraceae.
AUGGAGCCCUCCGUGACCGAGGGCUCCGCCGCCCACGGCAGCAACAUCCGCGUGGCGGUGCGCGUGCGGCCCGUGCCCGGGGACGCGGGCAUCAUAGAGGUGCUCGGGCAGGGCACCAUCGUGAUCCGCAAGGAGGGCGCGACCGGCGGCAACGAGUACCUCUCCUCGCAGCAGGGGCGGUACGAGGAGCGCUCGUUCGACCGCGUGUUCGGCCCACAGGCGACGCAGGAGGAGGUGUACGCCUGGUGCUGCCAACCGCUGGUGCAGGGUGCCAUCGAGGAAGGCACCAACGCCACGAUCUUUGUCUACGGCGCCACUGGCGCCGGCAAGACCCACACCAUGUUCGGCGAGAGGGACGAGCGCCAGCAGGGCCUGAUCUACCGGGCCAUACACGAGGUGUUCGCCGCCAUCGCCGAGAGGGAAGAGGCCGCGCGGCCGCAGGUGAGGGUGUCCUUCCUGGAGCUUUACAACGAGAAGCUCUACGACCUGCUGCAGCCAACGGAGGGCGGCGGGGGGUACCUUUGCAGCCUCAUGGAGGAUGAGCGGAGAGGCCUGCUGAAGAUCGGCAACCUGAGCGAGGUCGCCGUGGGCUCCACGGAGGAGACGCUGGAGCUGCUCCAGGCUGGCCUGCAGCUGCGCAAGGUGGAGAGCACCGCCAUGAACCAGCGCUCCUCGCGCUCGCAUGCGGUCUUCAUGCUGCAGAUGGAGGGCCCCCGCCGCAACCAGAACAGCAAGAUCUGCCUCAUAGACUUGGCCGGCUCCGAGCGAGCCUCGCAGACGCAGAACGUGGGCUCGGCGCUGCGCGAUGGCGCGAAGAUCAACCAGUCGCUGCUGGCCCUGGCCAACUGCAUUAACGCCCUCGGCGAAAGCAGCCGCGCGGCCGAGAGGCGGGCCACCGCCAACGAGGUCUCGGAGGUGGUCCGCGAGAGCCGCCCGGACGCCCGCGAGCGCGCUAAGACGCCUCAGAGGAAGCCUCCCUAUCGGGACUCGAAGCUGACGCUGUUGCUGAAGAAUUCGCUGGUCACGGGGGGGCUGGUGUCCAUGAUCGCAAACGUGCAUCCUGGCAAGAGCCACUUCGAGGACUCCAACAACACGCUGGAGUACGCCAAGCGCACCUCAAGCGUGAAGGGCUCGGUGGUCGUCCGGACAGCCACCCCCAUGCCCCCCACUGCUGGCCGCGCAGUGCUGCCCGGGUCUGCUGCAGAGGCGCUGGGCGCCCCCGCCGCGGCAGAGCCCUCCCCCCUGGCGCCGCUGCUGAUGGGCUCGAGGGCCCCGGCCACCGAGCCCGUGAAGUGGCGCCAGCGCUCGCUGACGCCGAGCCGCAGGGCCCACACCGACCCGCAGGCCGAGACGCCCAAGGGCGACCGCUCCCGGGCCAAGUGCCCGCCCAUGGACUUCACCUUCUCGACGGCGCCCGAGGGCCGCGCCACCGCCACCUUCGGCUCCGCCACCCCGAGCUCCGCCGCGCGCCGCCGCGGCGCCGCGGCUGCCGGCGAGGCGGACUGCGGCUCCCCGUCGGGCGGCGAGCGCGCGCGCACGGCGCACACGGAGCGCUCCGGGAGCCCGGUGUCCCACCGGCUGCUGCGGCGGCAGUCGGAGGGCGCGGAGGCCGACGGCCUGCGGCGCCAGCGCUCCCAGCCCGCGGCGGGCGCCGCCGACGCCGAGGCGCGGCGGCAGCGCCCGCAGCAGGCCGCCCGGGCGGCGCCGCGCGGGCCCGCGGGCCCCGCGCCCGGCGCCGCGGGCCCGAAGCGCCUGUCCGACCCGCCGCCGGGCGGCGCGGAGGGCGCGCGGAGCCCGACGCCGAGCCGCAAGCCGGCGUCGCCGCCGCUGGGGGGCGGGCCCAGGCAGCCGCGCGCCUGCGCGGAGACGCCCUCGCCCGCGCCCGCAGCCUCGAGGCAGCCCGGCGCGGAGGCGUCGGCCGACGACGCGUCGCGCGAGGUGUUGAUGCAGGUAGUGCAGUCGCUGCACGCGGAGAAGGCCGCGAUGGACGCGCGGAUGCGCUCGGAGAGAGCGGCGAUGGAUGUGCAGCUGAACGCCGCACUUGCCGACAGAGCCCGGCUGGAGAUGGAGUGCGACCAGCUGCGCGCGGCCAAUCUCGAGAAGGACCGCCAGAUGGCAGCGUUGUUGGCCUCUAUGGGCCAGCCUCUGGGCACUGUGACGCACGCGAUCUGA